Messenger RNA from Solenopsis invicta (red fire ant), 694 nucleotides. RefSeq lists its product as uncharacterized. Bases 45 to 587 code for a protein of 180 amino acids. Gene Ontology annotation, biological process: peptide catabolic process; proteolysis. The record is from RefSeq and is a predicted model, not a curated record. The transcript has 2 exons. Gene Ontology annotation, molecular function: metalloaminopeptidase activity; zinc ion binding; peptide binding. Gene Ontology annotation, cellular component: cytoplasm. Lineage: Eukaryota; Metazoa; Arthropoda; Insecta; Hymenoptera; Formicidae.
UCAGUCUUAUUAGUUCUUGUAACCGCUGAAUAAAUAACUACGUAAUGGCAAUCGUUAAAAGUUUAUUGGCAGUAGUCUUAUUACUUCUCACCAGCCCAGACGUUCUUCUUCAAGAUAAUGAAACAGUAAAUGAUCAAAUAGUGCAUGAUGUCAACGAGAAUCGAUUUCGUCUACGACAGAAUGUUGUGCCCAUCCAUUACGAUAUAAAACUAAUACCACAUAUUGUGGAAAAUAAUUUUACUACUAAUGGCGAAACGAACAUCGAUGUUGAAGUGCGCGAAUCGACGAAUGACAUCGAAUUGCACGUUUUAGACCUCACAAUAGACGAAUCGCUGACAAAGCUAAUUCGCAAAGAUGUAGAUGUAAAUUCUAAAUCGGAGUAUGUUCCAGAGCAGCAUGUAUAUAACUUUGAAACACAAAUUUUGAUAUUAAGAUUUGAGGAACUAUUGGAUCCUGUAAUGUAUACGUUGCAUUUGACUUUCACGGGUGUGAUACGUCCGGAUUAUUCUUGGAAACGCGGAUUGUACAGAAGAUUUUAUAUUAACGACACGAGGCACAAGAUUUACUUCUUGGAGACAAUAGUUUAAAUAGUAACAUACAACAUAUUAUGAUAAUCACUCACGAAUUAGCGCACCAAUGGUUCGGAAAUUUAGUCAGUUCAGUUUGGUGGAAAUAUUUGUGGUUGAGCGAAGGC